Pocillopora meandrina is the source of this 2424-nucleotide messenger RNA. The record is from the annotation of a GenBank genome assembly. Lineage: Eukaryota; Metazoa; Cnidaria; Anthozoa; Scleractinia; Pocilloporidae.
ACAGGUGAAGAAUGUCGAUCUAUUGUUUUCAAAGAACCAAUACAGGACAAAGUCUUGGAGGGGUACUUAAUCAGGCUUGUCGAGGUCUCUCACCGAGCGAACUGUAAAGUGCUGUGCUAUACGGAGCCUAAUUGUGUGUCCAUAAAUUUUGGGCCUUCGCUAGGAGGGAACUACGUUUGUGAGUUAAACAAUGCUUCGGACGAAAGUCCAGGCUCAUCCGUCCUUCAGAGUAAACAAGAUUAUUCCCAUUUCAGCAUCGAGGUAAAGUGACUUAUUUCAGACGGCGGACAAUUAUUGUGCGUGAUAAUUUUGUCGGAUUACUUUUAAACUAGCCUUCCAAUCCUUGUAUUGAACUAAGGCGAUUCCUUAGUAUUGCACCGUGCAUCACGAGAAACUUUUUGACCCGAUUUCGUAUGAGAUUGAGUGAUCUUUCCAUAGAUUAGAUAAUACGUUGUUCCAUACGUCCUAUAUAGCGACUCUCUAUCUAUCACUCAAGUGUUUCGUUUUAUGCGUUCGUUUAAAAACUACAGCAAAAUGUAUCGUGAACCGAUGGAAUAAAGCUUGUGAUCAGUGCCAAUACAGAAAUGAAUAGAGUUACAUUGGCCCAUCAUAUCCCCUUCGUGACCAAUCUUUUGUAUGGUGGUGCCAAUACAGGAAUGAAUGGGGUACCGUUGGCCCAUCAUAUCCUUUUGGAGACCUAUCUUUUGUAUGAUAGUACCAAUACGGGAAUGAAUGGGGUAACAUUGGCCCAUCAUAUCUCUUUCGUGGCCUAUCUUUUGUACGGUAGUUCUCGAAACAGAGAUUGGCAAUGAACACUCAAGGAAAUUAGGAAUCACCUCAACAAGGUAAAAUACCAAAGCUAAGGUACACCAGUGGUGUUAUCGGUACAAUGUUAAAAAGAGAAAAAUCAAUGAACCCGUGGCUAGAAAGAGUAGGAGCCAUCCUAAAAAAAUCAACCACAAGUCGACCAACAAAUUAUCCAGUAACUCGAUUAAUCGAUUUUCUGGUUUAAUUACUGACAAAGUGUAACUGAUUCUCGUCUUCAAUUGAUCAAAAAGCCUGAAGAAAUCAUCGCUUCAGCAAGACAGUGUUCCUUUGAGAAUAAGUAAGAACCAACCAUGGAUAUAAAUAAUAAUAAGUAAUUUUUUCUUGAUCAGAAUCCAUGCAGCAGUAAUCCCUGUUUCAACAAUGGCACUUGUCAAGCUGGAUACACUGAUAAAGGAUUUCGUUGUAAAUGUCCUUCAGGGCUCACUGGCGCAUACUGCGAUAAAGGUAAUUGAAUACAAAACUGUAAAGAGGACCGAUGUAACCAUAGGAUAUUCUGGGGGAUGACAAUUUCAGUUUUUUUUUCUCUUCCUUUUUUUGUUUUUAAUGUAGCCUGCAGCUUCGACUUUGAAGAUGGAAUCGGCGGAUGGGAAAUGACAGGCACAGCUUUCAUUUACCAACCAACAUUUGGUGACAAUCCAGCGGCACGCAACAGAGAAAGCGCCCAGCAGCAAGGGGACUGGUGGGUAGGGGGAGCUGAGAAACGACCCAGCGAGAGCGAUCCUGCGGGAAUACAGUACGGCGACUCACCCAAGGGUACUCUCAUUUCUCCUUGUUUCCGUAUCGUUGGCAGAGAUAUCUCGUUUCUCAUCGGUGGAGGAUGUCCCAGAAAUGAUAUUCGUGCGGAGCUUAUCGUCGACAACCAGGUGAGAUUAUUUACUUUGACCGUCAUGUUUCAUUUGAUUCUUUUGAGACAGCCUAGGUAGAUUUAUCAAAGUAUCAGAGCUUUGGUCUUUCAAAAUUGCGAAACCAUUUUGAGCUUCGUGAUAUCCAUGAGAUUUCUAUAGGUUUACAAUGAGCUAUUCACAAAUAAAAGAUAUAUGUAAAAAAAUGAAAAGUCAAACGUUUUCGACACUAUGUCAUCAUCAGGGUAAAUGCUGGUGACCUUGAAAAUGAUGAUAUCGACAAUGUUUGGUUUUUUCUUUUCAAAUAUAUUUUGCCUUAUACCUAGCUCAUUUUUAGGUAACUCGAGAGAAGUUCCACGGGCAAACCAACAUCGCGUCUGGCACGUUUUAUUUGUCUUUGUCUUACACAACAUUGAAACCCACCUUCAGUGCGGUAAUGUCUUUAUUUCAAUAGAAAGAGGUUGCUCUUUAUUUGAAUAAAUGUUCGAUACAGUCAUGAUAGAUAUGUCAGAAUUCAUGGAAACAAAGGUUUAAAACUAUUUGAUAUGUUUGUUGUUACAUGCAGGCUGUCAGAAAUGAGACAGGGAACUGUUACGAGACAAUGUACCGUAAGAGCUGGGAUGUAAAAGAAUUCAUUGGUCAAUACGCCCAAGUCAGACUAGUUGAUGAGGGAUCUGGCGGUUGGGAUCACAUUAAUUUUGAUGACCUUAAAGGAGAUAUCAUUUGUCCUCACUAUUUAUAUGAAGACAACUGA